AAAACCAUCAGUAGUUGGUUAAUACACUAAUCAACAUGUUGAAGUUUGUCGUUUUGUUGUGCGCUAUUUCCUGUGCUUUGGGCGCUGCCGUACCUGAGGGUAUGGUACCUCAAUUGGAUGGUCGUAUUGUCGGCGGUGUUGCUACCACCAUCAGCAGCUUCCCCUGGCAAAUCUCCCUCCAACGUUCCGGUUCUCACUCCUGCGGUGGUUCCGUCUACAACUCCAGAAUUAUUGUUACUGCUGCUCAUUGCUUGCAAUCCGUCUCUACCUCUGUCUUGAAAGUGCGUGCUGGUUCUUCCUACUGGAACUCUGGUGGUGUUGUUGUCUCUGUUGCUGCUUUCAAGAACCACGAAGGUUACAAUCCCAAGACCAUGGUUAACGAUAUUGCCGUCAUCCGUUUGAGCUCCUCCUUGACCAUGUCCUCCACCAUUAAGGCUAUUGCUUUGACUACCGCUGCUCCCGCUAACGGUGCUGCUGCUACUGUUUCCGGUUGGGGUACUACCUCUUCGGGUGGUAGCAUUCCCGCUCAAUUGCGUUAUGUUGAUCUUAAGAUUGUUGGCCGCACCCAAUGCGCUUCUUCCACUUACGGUUAUGGCUCUCAAAUCAAACCCAGCAUGAUCUGUGCCUACACUGUCGGCAAAGACUCUUGCCAAGGUGACUCUGGUGGCCCAUUGGUAUCCGGUGGUCGUUUGGUUGGUGUUGUCUCUUGGGGCUACGGUUGUGCCUUCGCUAACUACCCUGGUGUCUAUGCUGAUGUUGCUGCUCUCCGCACCUGGGUUGUCAGUGCUGCCAGCUCUGUUUAAAGUUUUUUUGUAAAUAAAACAGUAAUUUCAUUUAACGAUUUAAAAAAAAUGUGUUUUUCUUUGUAAUCUGAGUUUAUAUUAUUCUCGAGUUCUUAGAUUUACUAAUCUCCAGUUUUUAUAGAACAUUAAAUUUUCCCUGCGUUAUACUGA
This is a messenger RNA of Lucilia cuprina (Australian sheep blowfly), 953 nucleotides long. RefSeq names its product trypsin alpha-4-like. Gene Ontology annotation, biological process: proteolysis. The record is from RefSeq and is a predicted model, not a curated record. Bases 36 to 803 code for a protein of 255 amino acids. Lineage: Eukaryota; Metazoa; Arthropoda; Insecta; Diptera; Calliphoridae. The transcript has a single exon. Gene Ontology annotation, molecular function: serine-type endopeptidase activity.